GUAAAAACGCACAGAGACCACAACAUUCCAGUCCUUUCUCGCAGUACUUUUAAUUCACAGAGCCUCCCCCCACCAAAAAAAAACUUUAAAAAAAGAGAGAACGCGUGACCAGCGACCUCAAUUGCAUAGUUAUCAACACUUUGCCAGUCAAGUUGCUUGCAGACACCGUUUUUUCUUUUCUUUCCCCUUUUUCUUUUAGCAAUCGUUAGCAACAAUCUUACACAGGUAGACGUCGUGCAGUCAGCAAGAGACAAGAGACAAGAGACGAGUGACUAGUCGACUGCUAUCAGAGAAAUAGGAAUUUGAGAAAGAAUGCGAUUCGUUCAAUUUCGGCUUCUAGAUGACUCACAAGAGACGAUUCGUGUCGGCGUUUACGACAAGGACAAUGGCAACGUGCUGGACCUCAGCAAUGCGUUGCAGCAACCCAACGCUGGACCCAUCAACAUGGUGAAUGCCUUGGCCAAAUUAGGUAGCCGAGGUGUCAUGGACACAGCGGCCAGAAGUUUGGAAACGCAACUGAAUCAACAUUUGGACAAGUCUAAAUAUCAACUUUUGGCCCCCAUCACGUCCCCCGAUAAGGUCGCCUGCAUCGGGAUGAACUACAAAGAUCACUGCCAAGAACAAGGCGCCCCAAUACCUUUAGAGCCUCUCGUUUUCAGCAAAUUCCCUAGCUGCAUCAUUGGCCCGUUCGACAACAUCCCCUACCCUGCUGGUUUGUCCGAGGAACUCGACUGGGAAGCCGAGCUGGCCGUGGUGAUCGGCAAAAAAGGAAAGAAUAUCGACGCCUCUUUGGCAAAGGAUUACAUAUUCGGUUACACAGUUGCUCACGAUGUGACGGCGCGUGAUUGGCAGCUGAAGAAGAACGGCGGUCAAUGGCUUCUCGGAAAAGCUAUGGACGGUUUUUGUCCUAUUGGACCGUGCAUCCUGACAGCCGAUCAAGUGCCCGAUCCUCAUCGACUCGCCAUUUCGUGUAGAGUCAAUGGACAAGUUAAACAAAACAGCACGACCGCCCAACUUGUUCACGGAGUCUACGACUGCGUCGCUUGGCUUUCCAAGUUUUGUACGUUACUGCCCGGCGACAUUAUCCUGACUGGAACGCCUCCAGGUGUCGGCGUAUUUGCCAAACCUCCUCAGUUCUUAAAAAGUGGCGACGUCGUCGAAUGCGAGGUCGAAAACAUUGGAAUCAUACGAAACUCAGUCAUAUGAAGUCAACCCAUCCAACGUUUUUGGUAGAUCAACAGAGCAUUCAAAACAAGUUUAGUACCGAAAGCCCAUUUAGGUGUUGGGCUCAAUAAAAGAAAAAAUACAGCAAUGAAAAGUA
Messenger RNA from Daphnia magna, 1321 nucleotides. Its product is annotated as fumarylacetoacetate hydrolase domain-containing protein 2. The transcript has 5 exons. The record is from RefSeq and is a predicted model, not a curated record. Gene Ontology annotation, molecular function: hydro-lyase activity. The coding region runs from base 313 to 1206 and encodes 297 amino acids. NCBI's taxonomy places the organism in Eukaryota, Metazoa, Arthropoda, Branchiopoda, Diplostraca, Daphniidae.